AACCCGCCCAAGAACCCGACCUCAAUUAGAAAAUCGACAUUUUUGUUUCUUCUCUCCGUUCUCUACUCUUGUCGUCGUUGGAAGAAGAGGAAGAGAGAGGACAAGAGAAUCAUAAGAAGAAGACAUAGUCAUGGGAGAGGUGAAAGUAGACGACGAUGCGAUUCUUAAAUCCUUCCUCGCCGAGGUCGGAGAAGUUGAGAGAGAUAACGAAGUCGGCAGGAUUCUCUCAUGCUUCAAGCUGAAUCCGUUUGAGCAUCUUAACCUCUCUUUCGAUUCUUCCACGGAUGAUGUUAAAAGGCAGUACAGAAAGAUUUCUUUGAUGGUUCAUCCUGAUAAAUGCAAACAUCCACAAGCACAGGAGGCUUUCGGAGCAUUGGCAAAAGCGCAACAACUGCUGCUAAACGACCAAGAAAGAGAUUAUAUUCUUACCCAAGUCCAUGCUGCAAAAGAAGAGCUUAAGAUGAAGAGAAAGAAACAGUUAAAGAAAGACACCGCCUCUAAAAUAAAGUCCUUGGUUGAUGAGGGAAAGCAUGAGCACAUAUAUGAGCAAUCUGAGGAGUUUCAGAAGGAGCUCAAGUUAAAGAUAUCAGAAGAAGAGGGGAGACUGAAGAAGGAUGAAGCAGAACAAAAGGAGAUAUGGAAGAAAAAGCGUGAGCAUGAAGAACAGUGGGAAGGAACAAGAGAAAAAAGGGUAUCAAGCUGGAGAGACUUUCAGAAAGCAGGAAAGAAGGCCAAAAAAGGAGAGACGCGACCUCCAAAAUUGAAGACAGAGGAUCCGAACAAAUCAUACGUCCAAAGGCCGGUCAAGAAAGGCUGAUCUCUGCCUUCAUUUGUUUUUGCUGUUGUUGACAUUGAUAGAUAUUGGUCUUCUCGAGGAUAAUCUCAGACUCUCUCUUCUUGUGUCUGUGUUUCUUCCCUUUGUACAUCACCAACUUCAUUCGUCUUUCCAAAUACAUCAGAGACAGGGAAGCGAUAUCUCACUUCUCACAUUAUGACCUUAACUUAUUGCGUCUCAGUCCAGAUGAUGUCAUUAGCCUCUAGAUUAAAAUAGUAAACUUUGAUCUUUUAUAUAUUCAAUGUGGUGUUCACCACAAGAGAUAACAUAUUCUCUUCAUAGAUUUCCUUGACACAAUUAUAAUGCUACAGACCCCAAGCCUUUGAGGUAAAAAGAGCUCUGCUAUGUAACAGCACCAGCUCCAAAGAACAAAAAGAAGAACAAAAAGAAAAACAAAAAAAAAAAUUACAA
Messenger RNA from Arabidopsis thaliana (thale cress), 1246 nucleotides. RefSeq names its product Chaperone DnaJ-domain superfamily protein. The transcript has 9 exons. The record is from RefSeq and is marked reviewed. NCBI's taxonomy places the organism in Eukaryota, Viridiplantae, Streptophyta, Magnoliopsida, Brassicales, Brassicaceae. Bases 131 to 817 code for a protein of 228 amino acids.